AUGUCUCUGGCCAGAGUACAACUGAGCUGUGUCUCUGUCUCCAUCCAGAGUGUGACUCAGCUGUGGCUCUGUCUUUGGCCAGAGUGUGACCCAGCUGUGUCUUUGUCUUUAUCCAGAGUGCAACUGAGCUAUGUCUCUGGCCAGAGUACAACUGAGCUGUGUCUCUGUCUCCAUCCAGAGUGUGACUCAGCUGUGGCUCUAGUGCAACUGAGCUAUGUCUCUGGCCAGAGUACAACUGAGCUGUGUCUCUGUCUCCAUCCAGAGUGUGACUCAGCUGUGGCUCUGUCUUUGGCCAGAAGUGUGACUCAGCUGUGGCUCUGUCUUUGGCCAGAGUGUGACCCAGCUGUGUCUUUGUCUUUAUCCAGAGUGCAACUGAGCUAUGUCUCUGGCCAGAGUACAACUGAGCUGUGUCUCUGUCUCCAUCCAGAGUGUGACUCAGCUGUGGCUCUAGUGCAACUGAGCUAUGUCUCUGGCCAGAGUACAACUGAGCUGUGUCUCUGUCUCCAUCCAGAGUGUGACUCAGCUGUGGCUCUGUCUUUGGCCAGAAGUGCAACUGAGCUGUCUCUGGCCAGAGUACAACUGAGCUGUGUCUCUGUCUCCAUCCAGAGUGCGACUCAGCUGUGGCUCUGUCUUUGGCCAGAGUGUGACCCAGCUGUGUCUUUGUCUUUAUCCAGAGUGCAACUGAGCUAUGUCUCUGGCCAGAGUACAACUGAGCUGUGUCUCUGUCUCCAUCCAGAGUGUGACAGCUUUGGCUCUAGUGUGACUCAGCUGUGGCUCUGUCUUUGGCCAGAGUGUGACCCAGCUGUGUCUUUGUCUUUAUCCAGAGUGCAACUGAGCUAUGUCUCUGGCCAGAGUACAACUGAGCUGUGUCUGUCUCCAUCCAUCCAGCUGUGGCUGUCUUUGGCUCCCAGCUGUGGCUCUGUCUUUGGGCCAGAGUGUGACCCAUCUAGUGUGACUCAGCUGUGGCUCUGUCUUUGGCCAGAGUGUGACCCAGCUGUGUCUUUGUCUUUAUCCAGAGUGCAACUGAGCUAUGUCUCUGGCCAGAGAGCUACAACUGAGCUGUGUCUGUGUCUCCAUCCAGAGUGUGACUCAGCUGUGGCUCUGUCUUUGGCCAGAAGUGUGACAGCUGUGGCUGUGUCUUUUGGCCAGAGUGUCCCAGCUGUGUCCAUCCAGAGUGCAACUGAGCUAUGUCUCUGGCCAGAGUGUGAGCUGUGUCUCUGUCUCCAUCCAGAGUGCCCAGUGACUCAGCUGUGGCUCUGUCUUUACCCAGAGAGUGACCCAGCUGUGUCUUUGUCUUUAUCCAGAGUGCAACUGAGCUAUGUCUCUGGCCAGAGUACAACUGAGCUGUGUCUCUGUCUCCAUCCAGAGUGCGACUCAGCUGUGGCUCUGUCUUUGGCCAUCCAGAGUGUGACCCAGCUGUGUCUUUGUCUUUAUCCAGAGUGCAACUGA
Molecule: messenger RNA, 1449 nt
Organism: Acanthosepion pharaonis
Lineage: Eukaryota; Metazoa; Mollusca; Cephalopoda; Sepiida; Sepiidae
Source: the annotation of a GenBank genome assembly